CACCAAAGUACCACGUGAACAGCAAUCUACGCCAUUAUAAAGGCUGAAAAACAUACAGUUGCAUUAUUGUGAGUACGAGAUAAUUCCAGAUGUUGCAGCACCUGUCCCUCGCGUUGUGCGUCGUCGUUGUCGUUGUGGCUAAGCCACCCUACCAAAAUGAAAUCCCGAACGGCGAUAAGGUGCCACAUCCUUGUGAUACAAAUCUUGUAUGGAAUGCUGUUGGACACGGAAAUGCAGAUAUAGGAGGGGCACAGAACCUGAACCCGUUUGGAAUGGCUUUUCAGGCUGCAUCUCACACGUGGACGCAAGCUCUGUGUCAAAUGGACUCUGACAACGACGGAUUUACGAAUGGUCAGGAACUCGGUGACCCUCAGUGUACAUGGAGAGCUGGAACUGUGCCAGUCUGGCCGCCCACAGGUCACCCUGGCAUCGACGAGUCCACCUAUCCUUGUUCGCAUGCUUUCAUUGGUUGAAGAAGAAUCAUGGCGCUGUGUUUGUUCUGUUGAUUGUGUAUAAUAAAUAUACAACAUGUACAUAGAAUACUACAAUAAAGUGUCAUACAUUACCA
Haliotis rubra (blacklip abalone) is the source of this 568-nucleotide messenger RNA. Its product is annotated as temptin-like. The transcript has 3 exons. NCBI's taxonomy places the organism in Eukaryota, Metazoa, Mollusca, Gastropoda, Lepetellida, Haliotidae. Bases 90 to 473 code for a protein of 127 amino acids. The record is from RefSeq and is a predicted model, not a curated record.